Molecule: messenger RNA, 615 nt
Organism: Lactuca saligna
Lineage: Eukaryota; Viridiplantae; Streptophyta; Magnoliopsida; Asterales; Asteraceae
Source: the annotation of a GenBank genome assembly
AUGGUUCAAGCAAGUCUAUCAUCUGGCAACAGUUGGUACAAAGCAUGUUCUGUUCCUCCAGGCACUCUGAGAUCUCGUGUGGUAGAUUUUGGACGAUCAUCACAAACUGGGCAAUGGACCGCCUUCAUGUUCCAAUCAUGGCAUAUUCUCUUCUCUCUUCCAUUGCUAACCUUUCAUACUUUGAAAAUUAUUGUCACCGAUUCAACGAAGUACUCAUUUAUUGGUUCUAUUCCGGAGGCCAUGCUCGCUGCCAUCUCUGCCUCGAGUAACGUACUCCAACAAUACAGGAAGCAUCGGUCUUCAGGUCUGAGGGAGCUUACCCCAGCCAUGGUUCGCUCUAUUGAAGAGGCUGAGAAACCUACAAAAAGAGGUAAUAAACCAGAAACCCAAAAAGAGGCACAAGUUUCCAAACCCACCAAGGUGAAAACCCCUCUGAAGCGAAAGUCUGAUCGGGCUGUUACCUCACCUCCUAAACCGAAGAAGCUGAAGAAGCCUGCUAGGAGGCUAAUACUACAAUCUUCGAGUGACUCAGAUUCUGGGUAUGUUCCUCCCCAACAUAAGAUUGCUUCUCCUUCGGCAUCUGAGAGUGAAAGCUCUAAUGAUGAGGCUUUCUGA